CCCCGGCCUGACCCGGCAGGGUAGGAAGCCGGGCGGGGCGGGCGGGGCUCUCAGGCACGUGGGUCCCCGCCGCGGCGACUGGACGCCGGCGCUGGCAAGCGGGAGUCGCGGCCGGGGCACUGCGGGCUGACGAGCGCCCUGCGAGACCAAGAUUGGAGCAGAAGAGGCAGUCCAGGGAAGGCUUGGCCGGGCUGACUUCCCAUGACCCAGAGCCCAAGCUGUCUCUACCUCCCUGUCUCAGGAGCCUGGGCACUGCCUGCCCUGAGAAAUGCUGGAAGCUGGGCGAGGCCCCAGGCCAGGGGACCUGUUUUUCCUGUUUCCCACAGAGUUCCCUGCAGCUCGGUCCAGGGGUCCAGGCAGGUGCAUUCAUGAGUGAGGAACCUGAGCCUGCGCUGAGCAUCCUGAGAGCUGAGAGCAGGGGCUGGUCAGGGCAAUGGCCACAGACCCGGGCCUCUGGAAUGGCACCAUCAAUGGCACCUGGGAUGGGGAUGAGCUGGGCUACAAGUGCCGCUUCAAUGAGAACUUCAAGUACGUGCUACUACCUGUGUCCUACGGCGUGGUGUGCGUGCUCGGGCUGUGUCUGAACGCCGUGGCUCUCUACAUCUUCCUGUGCCGCCUCAAGACCUGGAACGCCUCCACCACAUACAUGUUCCACUUGGCCGUGUCGGAUGCACUGUACGCGGCCUCCUUGCCCCUGCUGGUCUAUUACUAUGCCCGCGGUGACCACUGGCCCUUCAGCACAGUGCUCUGCAAGCUGGUGCGCUUCCUCUUCUACACCAACCUCUACUGCAGCAUCCUCUUCCUCACGUGCAUCAGUGUGCACCGAUGCCUGGGUGUCUUGCGUCCACUGCGCUCGCUGCGCUGGGGCCGGGCCCGCUAUGCCCGCAGGGUGGCCGUUGCUGUGUGGGUGCUGGUGCUGGCCUGCCAGGCACCCGUGCUUUACUUCGUCACCACCAGUGCACGUGGUGGCCGCAUUACCUGCCAUGACACCUCGGCACCCGAGCUCUUCAGCCACUUCGUGGCCUACAGCUCCAUCAUAAUGAGCCUGCUCUUUGCAGUGCCCUUCGCCAUCAUCCUGGUCUGUUAUGUGCUCAUGGCUCGGCGGCUGCUAAAGCCAACCUACGGGACCACGGGAGGCCUGCCGCGGGCCAAGCGCAAGUCGGUGCGCACCAUUGCCGUGGUGCUAGCGGUCUUCGCCCUCUGCUUCCUGCCUUUCCACGUCACCCGCACCCUCUACUACUCCUUCCGCUCGCUGGACCUCAGCUGCCACACCCUCAACGCCAUCAACAUGGCUUACAAGAUCACCCGGCCUCUGGCCAGCGCCAACAGUUGCCUUGACCCUGUGCUCUACUUCCUGGCUGGGCAGAGGCUCGUGCGCUUUGCUCGGGAUGCCAAGCCACCCACAGACCACACCCCUACCACCCAGCUUCGCCGCCGUCUGGGCCUGCACAGGUUCAACAGAACUGACAGUAAGAGGACAGAAGACUCGGCCAGCAGUGAGAACUCUAGACAAACAGAUCCCACACCGUCUGGUGGUGAAAACACUAAGGACAUCCGGCUGUAGGACCUGAACCCCUUGGGCCUGUACCAGUUUGUGUCGGGUGAGACUUUAGACUUGUUCAAAUGGGACAGUCUCCCCAGAUAUGGACCAUCAGUGAAUCAGGCCGGAUGGUCAAGGGGGCCGUGACCCCAGUGCUCUGGCAUUUGACAGGGGCGCAGUUUGUUCUCUGUGGUCCAGAGAGCUCAGCAGUCCCCACAUCCCCAGUCACCAUUUGUAUGUGAGAUCUGGGGAGUAAGGUUUUAAGAAAGGCAAGGGUUUGGGGCCAGUGCUGCCCCUGGCCUGAAUCCCACGUAAAUACCUGGCUGUGCCUGCCAAGGUACCUAGGCUGGGCUCUGGACUAAACAAGUCAAGUGGAGAAACAGGCCCAGAGAGGAAAGUGACUUAACCAAGGUCACACAGCCAAGCCUGCGCCUGAGCUACCUGGGAGGGACAGGGUUGCAAGUUGACCAGAGGACCCUGGUAAGGAGUCAGGGCUGAGCCAGAGGUUCCCACGAUGAGUUGGAGUGGUCUGAGUGCCACCGAGGGCUCAGCUCUGAGGAGGAUGCCCAGCCCAAGGGAUGAACGUCUGGGAACUGAUGUCAUAAACCCAUCUGGAGGCUGGGAGCCAGUUCGAGGCUGGGACUUGUACUAAAGGUGUUGUUACCUGCUGAGCCGGACCCCGUUGUGUAGUUGGAGGUUGGGGAUACAGCCUGGGGAGCUCUCACCAUCCACACUAGGGUCCUUUCUCCAACCUGUUCUCUUCUACCACCUGCCUUCCCAGUAGCUGCCUCAGUGGUGGUCUCAUACGAGGAAUAUCCUCUCCAGACCCCAGGUCAUCCUCCACUUUAAAGUUAACUGGCUUUUAUGCCUGGUUUUGCUGGGUGCAGAGGGGAGUCAGGUGGGGUCCCAGUCCUCAGGAUCUCCCAGUUUAGGAUUUAAUGGCGAUGACCAGUCAUGUGCUGGUAAAAGUCCAACCAUUUAGCUGACUCUCGGCAGGGGGUGCGGGGGUGAGGGGAACCCCUUAUUUGCAGCAUUGCCAGUUUCUGUGGUACAAAUACUCCUGCCACAGUCAGUUUCAGACUACCAAUGUGAUAUCAGCCUCCUUGCAAAAUUCCUGAAAAAUUAACAGAGGGCUCUUGAGAGCAGGUACAAGUUUCUCUGGCACAUCACUGGAUAAUGCUGAGUGGUUGGGGCAGUGGACCAGGGCAUCAGGGAAGGCUUCCUGGAGUGGGUGGACUUCUGAGAAAAGCACUUCAUCAGAGAAGAACAUCCAGGUGCAGGUGCAUUCUAGGCAAAGACAUGGGGGCAGGAGAGCAGGGCCUGCAGGAACUGGAAGCCGGCUGGGCAGUAGGUGCCCAGGUUCAAGGCAGGAAUGGGGGGGGGGCAGGUCACAAGGACGCCAAGUCAGGGCUCCCUCCUUGCCCUGACCAUGAGGUUUCUUUUGCACUGGGGAUAAGCGUGGGAGAGAUUCACUCUUCCUGUCCAGUCCUCUGCCUCUUGGGAAAAUCCAACUACCUGGCAUAAUGGUUGGUGCUCAGGCUGUGUCAGAGCUUAGUGUGGGGGAGAUGAGUCUCACCUGGGACAGGUUCUGGAUCUAGCCAGGACCACUCUGGAGAUCUGUGGAGUUCAUCUGGACAGGGCCCAGCCCUAGCCUUUGGGCAGGAAUAGGGCAAAACUGACAGACCUCACUUUGAACCUCAAGGAUAAGGGCUCUCUCUCUCUCUCUCUCUCUCCCUCUCACUCUGGGAGACCCCUUGCCCGAUGGGCCCACUCUGCCUGAGAGAAGGUCCUUCUUUCCUCACCCCACCUACACCCACCUCCUAUGACUUCUCCACCCUUCCCACUCUGCCUCUUCAAAAUGGCACCCCCCAGAGGUUGAUCACAUGGGCUCCCCCAUGUGACAGGGACCUGUCAUAAGCCAUGACCCAAAUGAUUCCUCUGCAUUGUGCAAUGUGGGUGACUUGCCCACAGUAGUGUGAAAUGCUCACCUCCCACAUUCUAGGUUCUAUAAUCCUGUUAAUGUAGCUCGGGUCCUUAUGAGCAUUUUUGCGAUGAUCUCUUACAGUCUGUCCUUGAACCUUUCUUGCAGGCCUAAGCCUAUCUCUUUCUUACCAGCUGCUGCUCAGGCUGAACCCAAUCCCAGUUUAUAAGGCGCCUCUACCCAGGUGAGAUACUCUACUGGUCAGGAGUAUUAAUGCUGAGCUCUGACCCCCUCAGCCCUGCUCAGACUCAGAGGCAGGGAGUUAUACAUUGUGACUUUGGGGGCUCUCGAGUGUCUAUCUGUGAUUGGGGAUGGGGCUGUGUCCACCACAGGCCCAAGUUCCCCUAUAGUCCCCAUUCCUUUCAUGUCCUGCCCAGUUACCCCUCCAGCAGCUGUCCUGGAGACCCCAAGGACUGAGAGCCCCACAGCACAUAGAGACCACAUAGAGGCCUAGUGCCAGGACGCCUUCCUUAAACCAACUGCCUACAGAUUUCUAAGGACACAGGACCUAGGGGACAGGAGGGCCUGACUCACCAUCUAAUCCUGUGGCAGGCACUGGUGGGGGUGGGGAAUGAAGACCCCAGGGAACCAGGGACAGGCCCAGGGCCCCUCCUGAGGACCCUAGUCAAACUGGCUCUUCGGUGUGGACAUCUGGCCUUGUUCUCAGUGCCCAGGCCCCCCGCCUGGUGGGUGAGGUUCUUUACCCUGUUGCCAUAUACUAUUUUCAGCCCAAGUAAGAACAGGAUUUUCCAUUCCCAGCCCCAGACCAUUGUCCAGCAGUGACGUGGAGGGACCUGCCUGCUCUCAAAAUAUCUUCUCUUACUCUCCGGGCCUUGCUGCCCUUUCCCCACCUCCUCGCCCUGACAUCACUUCCUGGGGCUGUUGACUGCUGAAGGACGCUGUGAGAGGUCACAGCCCCUGACAGGGACCCCAGGGAUUAUCCAGCCCAGCUGCAGACUCAAGGCCAGAAAGGGGCAGGGCCUUGUCCAAGGUCACUCAGCAGGUCAGCGUGGCGCCUGGUCGUGCGCCAGGGGCUCGGGCUGCCCCUGCGGCUCUGCUCCAUUUAGUGCAGGUCAGUGCCUUUGUGGGAAUCCUGCCGUCACCCCCACCACCCCAGCUCUUCCCACCUCUGAUGGAGCUGGGGAGCUGAGGCCAGGGACCUGGGGUGGAGGGGGGUCGGGAGAGCAGCUCGGAGGAGUAAAUGCCUGCUGACUGGCCUACAGCAGCUCUUCUCAGUGAGCUCCGUGCAAUGGGGGCAGGGGCUCUGGCACAGAGGGGUCUCUGCACCACGUGGCAUUUGUCCCAGGGCCCAGGAGGGACACUCUCACCCUCCAAAGGCUAGGAAGGGCCCUGGCCAACAUGCCCUCCACACACAGUUACUCCUAUCUUGGUCCAGGUCAGGCCACCAAAGCUACCCCUCUGCCACCACCCUUGUCAAGGCAGAUUUGGGCUGAUCUGUUUAGAGCCAGGCCCCUGAGGAAGGGAGCUAAGGUACUGACCCAUGUCCCAGGCACCAGGCAGGGCUCUCUCACAUCCAUUAUUAUUUAUUCUUUACCACCACCGUGUGAAAUAGACAUUAUUACCCCCAUUUAGCAGAUGAGAGGACAGGCUCUGAGAGGUGAGGACUUGCUCCAGGUUAUACAGGCAGUAAAUGGGUGAGUCAAGAUUGAGUUCAGGUCCAUCUGAUGCUCAGACUAGUUCCCUUUCCAGUAUCCCAUGCCACUUGCAACCCCUGCGGGGCAGGAGAGUUUGUAAGUGACCCUUUGUGUGAUUCAAGAUGCGAGAGGCAGUCUAGUGAGCAUGGAGUUAAGAGCACCAGUUCUCUGCUCAGACUACCUGUGUUUGAGCGUUGUCUCUACUUCUUCCAGCUGUGGCAUCUUGGGCAAAUCAAUCUUGCAGCACUUCUAUUUUCUCAUGUCUUGAAGGAGAUACUACUUCCCAUGUAGGGCAUUGGGAGGCUUACCUGAAUGAAUACACAUGAAGCACUUAGAACAGGGCCUGGCACAUGAUAAGCAUUUACACUCCAGGCACUGUGCCAAGGGGAUACAGAGGCAAGCCAGCUGGACCCUGCCCUCAGGGAGUUGACAUAACUUAAUAAGUAACCACAUUGGGAUAAGUGAGUUGAAGGAAAGGACAGUGUGUCCGGCCAGUGAGCAAUAGAGUGUCCGCUGUGGCUGAGGCUUCCCCAGGUUGUGGGAGGAAAGAGCAGGUCCAUCCUGGGGUGAGGUGUGGGACCACCUUCUGCCCUGCUUGGCACUAGGUGGCUCUCAGGCUCAUGAGCUUGUGUGUGUUUACAGAACCUUGUCCAGGUGAUGGGCUGUGGAAGGGCAGUAAGGAGAAGUGAUGGCAGGAGGAGGAAGAGGAGGAUGUCUCUGAUCUUCCAGAGCCUGCCGCUAUGGGCUCGAGGGCUCCCACCCACCCAUGGCAGUAGGCUUAGCCAUUUCUCCCUGACUGGUGAUGCCCACCACAGGAUGCUGCAGCCUCUCCUUGGUUUAUCCAAGAGUCAGAGACCCAGGGCUGGAGGACUGGCCUGACGCUGGGCCAGAGCAGACAAUGGAUGGGCAUUUUUGCUGUGUGACCUGAGGCCAACUGCUUACCCUCUCUGGGUCACUCUAUAGAACCCAGAGACCUUGCUUCCCACAUUCCAGUUCUCCCUACCUUAGGGUAGCAGUCACCCAGAUUUUUCAUCAAAGACACAACUAACAGCUACUCCCCCAGGCACUCCCAAGACCCCAUGAGCCCUCAGUUCUGAGGACCAGAGUGGGACAGUGGGUCUCCCCUAGUAUCAAGUGACCAGAAAGGUGAAGUGACUCCACUGGCACCACACAUUGCCUUGGAGUAGAUCCAGUUGAAUGUCUGAUGCUUCUGCCUCCUGUGGGGUGGAGGCUGGAAUUUGGCCAGGAGUCACUGGGCUGCAGGAUGAAGGAUGCAUUUACCUUCCCCAGGGGUAUGUGCUUGAGGUGGGGGGUGAAGGGUGGGGGAAAUGAGUCCCAGAAGCCAAACUCAUCCUCCUCUGUCCUGAUGCACCAUGUGACAUGGUGAAUACUUUUUUCUCUCUGGGCCUCAGUUUCCAAUUUCCCCAUAUCAACAGGCCUUGGCUCUGCCCAGCCACUCCAGCCUCUUCAGUAGGGCUUGUCUCUCUCUUGGCUCUGGCUCAGCCAGGUGUCCAGUCUCAGCCCUGUCCCCGCUAAGAACAAUGGGCCAGACCGAGCCAGUCCCCAGGGCCUCACCUGAGACUAUUUUCAGCCCUUGGAGAUGAAGUCAGAAAAGGAUUUUCCACUCCCAGCACAAUGGCUGACCUGCACCAUUGUCCAGCAGGGCAUCCGCCUGCCCCAAAGUAUCUCCCCUGCUUCUACCCUCUGGGCCUCCCUGCCCUGCUUCUCACCUCCCAAACUUGACAUCACUUCCUGGACCUGUUACUCCUAAAGGCCAGUGUGAAACAGCAUGUGAGCCCCCUGGGAGACCUGACCAAUUGGAAUCAGUUUUCCCUCUUGGCAGGGACCCCAUGGAUUAUUUGGCUGCUUUGAGAGAUUGGAGACCAGAGAGGGCUGUGCCUCACCCAAGGUCAUGCAGCAGUCAGCAUAGAGACUAAAUGUGAGGCCAGCGCUCUCUGGCUUCUUCCGUUUCCUCCAUCAGCACUGGUCUGUACCUCCUGGGAAUGACAGCUCAUCUUGGAAGGCCUGGGGUGGACAUCCUGGGGAGAAGCCUGAGUGAUGUGGAUGAGAGGGGGUGUACCUUGGGUUCUGACCUUGGAGCUCCCCAUUCAGUUCUGUUUGUACCAACUGUGGCUUUAGUGUGUGCUGAACUCAGAGUUACCAAGUAGCAGCUUCAGGGAAAGGAGGAAGUCUGGGGACACAGGGAAGCUGAGGCAGGAAGAUCAGGGUUCUGGCCCAGUUUAGCCACCAUUAGCUCUGUGAUUGCAAACUCAGUUUCUUCAUCUGUAAAAUGGAACUGAUAGUACCUCCUUUUCCAGUUUACUGAACAGUGAGCAUGCAGUAAGGCACAAACGUGCAACUGUUUUAUUUUUCUCCCAUCGACUCUCUCUGCUUGAUGAUGUCUAAUUUCCCUUUUCCAUCCAUAACUGCAUAUUUGGUAAACUCCAAAACUUUGAGUCACUUUUGGAUAACAACUAAAGUUCAGUCCAGUUUAAAAUUCCAAUCCUCUACUUAAUUUACUGCUCCCUCCUCCUCUUCCCCUGUGCUGGGAGGACCCUGCUCCCUCUCCUUUGCAUGCCCCUUUCCUCUGGAUGUGGGGCAAGGUGAGGAGGAAAGGGACCAGUGGAUCAUCCCCGGGACUGCCACAGCCCCCUCUUGCUGUCCUUGCUUCUCUGAUCCUGACAACCUGACAUCAGUGCCCCUCUGCAUGGAGUCUCCCAAACACCAGACCACACUUUUGUAAGAGUCUCUUCAUUAAACAAUCCCAAAGUCAC
Kogia breviceps (pygmy sperm whale) is the source of this 7950-nucleotide messenger RNA. RefSeq names its product purinergic receptor P2Y2 (gene P2RY2). Gene Ontology annotation, biological process: positive regulation of mucus secretion; phospholipase C-activating G protein-coupled receptor signaling pathway; blood vessel diameter maintenance. Gene Ontology annotation, cellular component: plasma membrane. Lineage: Eukaryota; Metazoa; Chordata; Mammalia; Artiodactyla; Physeteridae. Gene Ontology annotation, molecular function: G protein-coupled UTP receptor activity; G protein-coupled purinergic nucleotide receptor activity; A1 adenosine receptor binding. The record is from RefSeq and is a predicted model, not a curated record.